ACAAAUCAAUCUGUACGACAAUCGAAUUUCUCGCCUGGUUCAGUGGCGUUUUGGUAAUUAGAGGGGAACACCAUGGGCCUGCUCGACAAGCUUUGGGACGACACCCUCGCUGGGCCUCGACCGGAGAUUGGCCUCGGCCGCCUGCGGAAGCACGCAUCCUUUUCCCUCCAAAUCAAUUCUGGGAAAGACGAGAUCGUGGGCGGAGGAAUUUCUAGGACGUUUAGCGAUGACUUGCAGGAAGAGGAGCCGCGGGUGACAAGAAGUAUUAUGAUCAAGAGGCCGGCGGGAUGCCCUUCGCCGGUGGGCGGGACACCGCCGGCGUCACCGGCCGAUUCGACUCCUCCUCUGUCUCCCUUUCGAGAUAGUUUUCUUUUAUCUAUCUGGAGAACAACUUUUUAUGGCCCCUUCGGUACAAAAAGCAUGUAAGAAAAGUAGGAUUUAAUGAAACUUGUAAAUCUUGUUUGACCAAAUUUUAAGAUGAUUAUAUCCAGAGAAUUUUUUUAUUGUUAAUACUUUUAAUUCAAAAUAAAUUAUAAAAAUUAUUUGAAGCAUGUAAGACGAUUUAUUACCUGUUUACUUUAACAUAUUAAUAUCUCAAGUACAGCUUUUGAAUGCUCACAAAAUCUUUAAAUUAUUUUUAAGAAGCCUCAUAAUUCCAUUUGGCAAGGUUUAACCCUAAAACCUGCACAAUUGAAGCCUAAAAAUAUGAUCCUGCGGAUAAAUUAAAGCGAAACAUACUAUCUGGUUUCUAAAUUUUAGGUUUUUUAUGAUUUGAUAAGCUUUCAUUGUACAAAAAAUCAAUGCUACAGCUCUAGUGUCCACAGAUCUUUUCAUGAAAACUUCUC
This is a messenger RNA of Dendrobium catenatum, 845 nucleotides long. RefSeq names its product dormancy-associated protein homolog 3. The record is from RefSeq and is a predicted model, not a curated record. NCBI's taxonomy places the organism in Eukaryota, Viridiplantae, Streptophyta, Magnoliopsida, Asparagales, Orchidaceae. Bases 73 to 426 code for a protein of 117 amino acids. The transcript has 3 exons.